AUGACUACGGCCUUUCGUGUAUUUCAUCAUGCCCCUCGGCCAAUUCAGAUCAGCGAGUUCAAAGAUGCCGUCGACGCUGUCUGUCGUCCGCGGUUUCCAACCGCUCGCUUUGCGAGACCACAGCGUAUAGUACUGGCUAUCAGUGGAGGCGUAGAUUCAAUGGCUCUCGCAUUUCUCAUGACCAAAGCUGUCCGCUCAUUCCGUGGCAUGAAAGUCGCAGAUAACCCAGUCCAUGGUGUUCUAGCUCUCGUUGUCGACCAUAAACUACGUGACGGAAGCGACCAUGAGGCGUCGGAGGUUGCCAAAGAGUUGCGAAAACUUGACAUCAAGGCCAGUGUUUCUGCUCUCUCGUGGAGAGACGAGAAACGUCAAGGUCUCGACCCUCGUCAACUCCCCAAUGUCGAGGGCCUCGCUCGAACUUACCGGUAUCGCGCACUAGGCCGGUACUGCAGCUAUCAUGGUUCCAGCAGUCUUUUCUUUGCACAUCACAGUGAUGAUCAGUACGAGACAGUCCUCAUGCGACUACUUGGAGGGCAUGGAUACCGAGGUCUGCAAGGAAUAAGAGAGGCUAAUUCGAUACCCGAAUGCUAUGAUUUACACGGUGUCUACAAGAGUGGCCUUCUCGACGACCAGCUCAGAUCAACCCCUGCACUCAGCUUUCGACCAGCUCUCAGAGAAUUGAAACAUCUACGACGCAGAAUUCGUGACGAGUUGACCCUCGAAAAGGCCAAUCUCUUGGAAGAUCUCCCUCAAGACCUCGUUCAAUCGUACCCGGGAUCCGAGGAGAUUCGUGAACUCUCCGACGUUCCAUUCCUGAAGCCCUUGGAAGUUGAGGAUGGCGGUGUCAUGAUAUAUCGGCCUCUUAUGCAAUUUGACAAAGAUAGACUGAUUGCUACCUGUGAAGCGAAUAAGAUCCCUUGGGUAGAAGAUACGACUAACAAGGACCCUACAUUAACAACACGAAACGCUGUCAGACAUCUGGUUCGAAACCACGCCUUACCAAAAGCCUUGCAAAAGCCUUCUAUCCUCUCUCUAGCUAAGAGAUCAAAAAAGAGAACCAAGCUUGAAGAAGCAGAAGCUAGCCGCUAUCUUAUUCGGGAGGCCGUCAUCAAAAACUUUGAUCCAAAUGUGGGAACUUUGCUAGUAGAGUUUCCAAAGCCGCGCAGCUUUAACAAACGAUUCAAGAGACGCUCUUUACAUCCUGAUAACGAACUACGCAAGGUCCAUCGGAGAGUUGUCGUGACCAUCGCGGUCCGCAAACUUAUUGACUUUGUCACCCCUGAGUACCAUCUCCCGCCCCUUUCAAAUCUCGAAAAAGUUGUCAAUACUCUGGUCCCCGGCAUGGCUCCAGAUACCAAUAUGACACCCAAAGCAUUCACCGCCGCUGGUGUGUAUUUCGAUCCCAUAGUCAGAGGAACAUCCAUAAAAUGGCUACUCUCCAGAGCCCCCUAUACAUCAACCCAACCCCUUCCGGUUGCAAAGCUGUACUUGCCUCCGUCAUACCUGUCACCCCCUCUAAACACAGAGGAGGAGUUCACGGAUGCCCCGGAGGCUUUCAGUCACAAGGGAUGGGCGAGAUGCAAGCUGUUCGAUGGCCGUUUCUGGAUACGCAUCGGACGUAAUAGAUGGCCUAUGUGGCAGGUCCACCCCUAUCGUGCAGAGUAUGCCAAAGCAUUCCGCAAAGCGCUGCCUCCUCUACGAAAGGCUCGACUGGAGAAGUUGCUCAAGCACUACGCUCCAGGAAAGAUUCGAUACACACUCCCCGCUAUCUACGGUGUCGAACGUAAGCGGGACCCGUAUUCUCAGCAUAUCAGUACGACAUUGACACUUCUUGCGCUGCCGACUCUGGGCAUCCGUGUGCCUGGCCUCGAGCGGUGGGUCAAGUACGAUGUUAGAUAUAAAAAGGUUGACGUCUCGCUCCUGGGACAUCACCCUCGGAGGGAGAUCAGGGGUCGCUUCGUCAGGCAUCGGCCGUUGUUCGAAAUGGGGCGCAAACAUAUAUUGGGGCUGAUGGGGGGAAAUGGGCGGCAACGAUGA
Molecule: messenger RNA, 2037 nt
Organism: Fusarium mangiferae
Lineage: Eukaryota; Fungi; Ascomycota; Sordariomycetes; Hypocreales; Nectriaceae
Exons: 2
Coding region: 1-2037 (678 amino acids)
Biological process (GO): tRNA processing
Molecular function (GO): ATP binding; ligase activity, forming carbon-nitrogen bonds
Source: RefSeq, a predicted model, not a curated record